UUUAUAAAUAAUACUAAGAAUCUCAUAUUAUCUAACACGGUUAUCAAGUGUGCAAACCGUUAUUUUAUUAGUUUGUGAUAUUAUAUUUUUGUUCCUCUCAGCCGUUAUUUAGCCAAUAUGUAUGCCCUUAAAUAGUUAAAAACAGGAAUUAUAUAUAGAUGAGAUCAUUAUCAUUGAUAAAAUGCCAGCGAUUCUAGUGACGGGCGGGGCUGGGUACGUGGGCUCACACACCGUGGUCACGCUGUUGGAGCAAGAGGACAUUGAUAUCGUCGUGGUGGAUAAUCUAUGUAAUAGUUAUCGACAUGACAGUGACAAGAAACCAGUCGCACUUCGCAGGAUUGAAGAGAUGACAGGAAGAACAUUACAUUUCUACCCAAUAGAUUUAAGUGACGAGAAAGCGCUGGCCAAAGUUUUUGAAAAUCACAAAAUCGAAUGUGUAAUUCACUUCGCAGCGCUAAAAGCGGUCGGCGAAUCUGUAGACAAACCACUCGAAUACUACCAAGCUAAUAUUACUGGUACUUGUACCUUGAUUGAGGUUAUGCGUAAAUAUAACGUAUAUAAAUUGAUAUACAGUUCAUCCUGUACGGUAUAUGGGGAACCGCAGAAGUUGCCCUUGGAUGAGUCUCACCCAACCGGACAGGGUAUAUCCAGUCCGUACGGAAGGACCAAAUAUUUCUGUGAGGAGAUUAUGAAGGAUCUAUGUAAUAGCGAUCAGAAAUGGCAAAUAAUAUCUCUCAGAUAUUUCAACCCAGUUGGAGCACACCCGAGUGGUCGGAUUGGUGAAGAUCCUGCGGGUAUACCAAAUAAUUUGAUGCCUUUUAUAUCACAGGUUGCUGUGGGUCGUUUAUCCGAAUUGAUGGUGUUUGGUGAUGAUUAUCCCACUGUUGACGGGUCCGGGGUUCGAGAUUAUAUUCAUGUGCAGGAUUUGGCUGUAGGCCAUGUCAAGGCUAUGCAGUUGUUCCAGAAGGAUGGCUUCAGCGGAUUUCGAGCUGUUAAUUUAGGUACCGGAACCGGAUAUUCUGUCCUCCAAAUGAUUUCCGCUUUCGAAGCGGCAUCCGGUCGUAAAAUUCCGUAUAAAAUCGUCAAUCGACGUGCUGGGGAUAUAGCUGCAAAUUACGCGGAUGUCUCGCUCGCACAAAGCCUUUUGGGCUGGAGCGCGACAAAGACAGUCGAUGAUAUGUGUAGGGAUACGUGGAAUUGGCAGAGUCGUAACCCUCAAGGGUAUAAAUGUUAAAUUAAUGCAGACAUAGAGAAUAGAUAUUCUUAGCCAAGAGGGCAAACCACUAUUUAUAUAUAUAAUUCAUAUUACUCGUUUAAAAUAGUAUCGCUUUCGAAACUACUUUUUAUCAUUGUAAGAAAAUAAGCAAGAAUAAUAAAUUGGCUUUAUUUAUAUCAUUAUCACUACUUUAUAGACUAGAGGUAGACUUUAUUUUUUUAGUACAAUGUUAUUACUGUUUUAAUUUGGAUUUUAAAAAAAUGCCAUUGACAGAAACUGGCUGGCAAUAAUUGUUUCAUACAACCAAACUCUUUGGUGAUUAAAAAACACACAAUAUGCUUAUUCCAAAUUCAAAUUUUUUUUAAUUACAAUUUU
Pieris napi is the source of this 1591-nucleotide messenger RNA. It is a transcript of the gene Gale, whose product is annotated as UDP-glucose 4-epimerase. The transcript has 8 exons. Gene Ontology annotation, biological process: beta-D-galactose catabolic process via UDP-galactose, Leloir pathway. Gene Ontology annotation, molecular function: UDP-glucose 4-epimerase activity. Gene Ontology annotation, cellular component: cytosol. The record is from RefSeq and is a predicted model, not a curated record. NCBI's taxonomy places the organism in Eukaryota, Metazoa, Arthropoda, Insecta, Lepidoptera, Pieridae. The coding region runs from base 182 to 1234 and encodes 350 amino acids.